This is a messenger RNA of Aspergillus saccharolyticus JOP 1030-1, 465 nucleotides long. RefSeq lists its product as uncharacterized. The transcript has a single exon. The record is from RefSeq and is a predicted model, not a curated record. Lineage: Eukaryota; Fungi; Ascomycota; Eurotiomycetes; Eurotiales; Aspergillaceae. The coding region runs from base 1 to 465 and encodes 154 amino acids.
AUGACCGCCGCGCUCGAGUCCUGGCGAGAUCUACUUGUGGAUCACAUCUUCGUGGACCUCUGGAUCCAUCCUACGGCCACUGCCUGGAUUCCCGGUGUCUACUAUGCUCUCCGAUUUACCGUGAUUGAUCGGAUCAAGAGCCACCUAUUCAAGAUGGAGCUCAAGACCCCAUCCUCGGACCAUAUUCAGGUUCGGGUCAUCAUACCCAAUAAGCCUGCGUCACAAACUCCGCUCGAUAUUUUGAGGCUAUUAAAUGAUCGGUUACAGGAGCUCAGGAUUCGUGGCACUGGUAGCAGCAAGCUCGAUGCUGUCGAAGAAAUACGGGAUAUCAAGUGGUAUCCGCGGCACCUGGUUCAGGGGGAGUUUGAAUUUGCCCAAUUUCUAAGAGCUUCAGGUUUGGAAGUCCAAACAGAAUCUGACUGCGUCCUCUGUGGAUGGGGAAGCUUUAUGAAGCUUGGUGACUGA